Molecule: messenger RNA, 3854 nt
Organism: Pimephales promelas (fathead minnow)
Lineage: Eukaryota; Metazoa; Chordata; Actinopteri; Cypriniformes; Leuciscidae
Gene: adgrd1
Product: adhesion G protein-coupled receptor D1
Biological process (GO): adenylate cyclase-activating G protein-coupled receptor signaling pathway; cell surface receptor signaling pathway
Cellular component (GO): plasma membrane
Molecular function (GO): G protein-coupled receptor activity
Source: RefSeq, a predicted model, not a curated record
GAUAGGCUUUAAGCGGACUCUUAAACGAUGGAUUACAAACUCUGAAUUUAGUACACAAUUUCAAGUUAUCUUUAUUACUGGUCAUUUUGGACGUCAUAUUCUGACGCACUUUUAAUAACCCUUUUUCUCACGCAAAUACCCAAAAAUAUCUUUACUCUGAUAUAAGGGCAAUGAUUUGUUCUUUUACCCUUAACGUCGCAGUAUAGAUUCGAAGACUGUAACUUUCUUUUGUUGCUGAAAAAUCUUUUUAAACCAUGGACUUAUACUGCAAAGUCCUACUGACUCUCCUGAGCGUAUUUCAGUUCUUUCAGGUUCGUAGUGACACUGUAUCACCGUCAAAACAUCCAGGUCUGCAGGUGCUGGCCACGGCUUCACAUUACUGGCCCCUGGAUUCAGUGGAAGGGAUCCACGGUCUAUCAGACCAGAUUGGGAACAGAACAGGUCAUGUUAAUGGGACUAACAUAAACAUUGUAGAAGGAAUGGUGAAUAAGGGCAUCUAUCUGAAUGGUGAUAAUGGAGCCACUUACCUUCACUUUGGCAACUAUAAAGACUCCUGCAUAAGUGAUCCUACUCUGUGUGGACCUGCCGGGAUAACGUUCUCCUUCUUCUGGAAAAACAAAGAGAUAGAGUCUCGUUUUGCGAUUGCAUCCGGAGGUAAAAUCUUCUCGAGUGGUUUCUCUGUCUACUCCAACCCUCUUGGCGGAUACGUGGAGUUUUACACGAGAGGAGAUUCCAUGACAUGGAAAGCACAUAUCGAACUCCCAGGGCCCUACUGGACACAUGUGCUCUUCACAUGGACCCAAACGGAGGGGUUAAAGGUCUACAUUAAUGGAACAUUAAGCACCAGAGACCCCACAGGAAAUGUUUCCCAUAACUAUGGUGAUCCCUAUGCCGAUCUGGUCAUUGGCACAGGAAACAUCGGGCGUUACAACCACUAUGCCACAGGUGCCUUCGAUGAGUUUGUGAUUUGGGAGAGGGCCCUGUCCCCUCAGGAUGUCUGGAUGUACUACAAAGCAGCUAUUGGUGAGAAUGUGAUGUCCACCUUUCCAACCGAAUCAUCCAUCAAUCUCAGUGCUACGACAGAUAAUCAAUUACAGAUAAUCACAGAGAUGCCCCAACCAGCCUCCACAAAGCUGACAAAGGAAGUUCAGAGACUUCAGGAACCCAUGCAGUUACAAGCGCUGGACCUUCUUCAGUCUCUAUCGUUUAACCUUCCAAACAAGACUAUACCUCAAGAAACAGCCAACAACCUUACACAGACUCUACUGAACAGUGUGGAUGAGGUCAUAACCGCCAGCGACUGGAGAGAAAACAAUGAGCAGUGGAUUCCAGUGGUCAAUGGUCUGGUGGAGACUGUGGAUAAGGUGAUGGUGCAGAUGGCCUCCAAGCUUCGGUCCAGCCCACACUCAGAGGCUCCUCUGGCCAUAGGGGGCAAGAGUUCUGUGGCAGAUUACUCUCUGAUGAAGAUCCCUCAGAACUACAAUCUGCCCAGCUACCGGUUCCCCACCCAAGGGAAGAAUUACAUCUCAGUACCAGGAGAGGCCCUUACAAUGCAGUCUCAGACCACGAUCGUGGGACUUUUCUACCACAAAAUGCACAACUACUACAAAAAAAUCAGCCCUCUACAAACAAGAAUAAAUGAGGCGGCGGAUUUUAAAGAUUGUAAGAUCCAGAUGGCCAGUCAUCUUAUUUCUCUGAAGGUGGAGCCAUCUCCUGUCCUGUCACUCAACCUGUCCACUGAGCCGCUCAUCCGGAUCGUCUUAACGCAUCAGCUGAAUACAGAACAGCAGCUCCUGGCCUUAAACCAAAGCAAUAAAGUGUUCCUGUACUGCGCUUUCCUGGACUACAGCUUUAAGGAGGGUGUGUGGUCCAAUGAGGGUUGUUUGAGAGCUGAUGGAAACCUGUCCUUCUCCAUUUGCUUGUGCAACCAUCUGACAAACUUUGCCAUCCUUAUGCAAGUGGUUCCCUUGGAGCUGUCAAAGGCACACCAGGUGGCGCUGUCCACUAUUAGUUAUAUUGGCUGCUCUAUCUCUAUUUUCUGCCUGGCAAUUACUCUGGUGACCUUUGCUGUGUUGUCGUCUGUUAGCACCAUCCGUAACCAGCGUUACCAUAUUCAUGCCAACUUGGCAUUUGCCAUUUUAGUUGCUCAGGUCCUCCUGCUCAUCAGUUUCCGCUUCAGUCCCAGCACGCUCCCAUGUAAGAUCAUGGCCGUGUUGCUGCAUUUCUUCUUCCUCUGUGCGUUCGCCUGGAUGCUGGUGGAAGGUCUGCAUCUCUACAGCAUGGUGAUCAAGGUGUUCAGCUCGGAGAGCAGCAAACACUUUUAUUACUAUGCCAUUGGAUGGGGAUGCCCUCUGGUCAUUUGUGUGGUGUCUAUGACCGUGUCACUCAACAGCUAUGGAGAAGUUGGCAAUUGCUGGCUGUCUCUGAAUAACGGGGCGAUUUGGGCUUUUGUAGCCCCUGCUCUGUUUGUUAUAAUGGUGAACAUUGGCAUUUUGGUAGCUGUGACACGAAUCAUAUCCAGAAUCAGCGCUGAGAACUAUAAGGUUCACGGAGAUUCCAACUCUGUGAAGCUGACGACUAAAGCAGUUGCAGUGCUCUUGCCCAUCCUGGGCAUAUCAUGGAUCUUCGGGGUUCUGGCAGUGAACGACCACUCCCUGCUUUUCCAGUACAUGUUUGCAGUGUUUAACUCACUACAGGGGUUCUUCAUAUUCCUGUUUCACUGUCUGUUAAACUCUGAGGUCAGGGCUGCUUUCAAACACAAAACCAAAGUGUGGACUUUAACCAGCAGCUCAAUCCGCAACAUCAACGUCAAACCUUUCAACUCAGACAUUAUGAACGGCAACAAGGGAGGUGUGACUCCCACGAGGAUGAACACGUGGGACAAGAGCACCAACUCUGCCAACCGCAUAGAUUUGUCAGCAGUAUAAUGGCUUCUGAUGAGGACAACGGCGUAGCAAUUCUUGUAGAAGAUGUGCCGAUCUAAAUCGCAUUUUAAAAGGACUUCAAUGGUGAAAUGGCUACAAACACUUGCAGCUAAUUGUAUGGUUAACUCACAACACAAGGUUCUCUGAUGUCAUUUGCUCCUGCUGAUGAUCUCUCUAUUACAAACAUUGGAUGAAGACACAAAGCCCGUUGUUGGGAUAAAGGAGCCCAUGACUUUCAUCAUUUGCUAAUAAUGUGGCCUGCUGAGGACUCUGAAUUCAUGAAAAUAUACUAACUCUCACAGACAGGAGACUCUCCUGCUUGCUCUGCUUGUUUGGAUAAUACACUAGAUCUGUGCUACACUUGGACCACUGUUUGGCCGUCCUUCAAAAAGAGGAGUCAUGUACAGGUCUGGAUUGUCUCAACUUUUGGAAGAAAGAAUCUUUGCAACAGUCCUCCUUAGUGAAGUACGUAGCAGCUUCUAUUACUUCCUGUCCAAUUGACACUAAAGUUCCUGCUAUUGCUUUUUCAGUUUUUCAAAAAUGCUUACACAUUUUUAUGAAACUAUGGCUCCAUUUCUUAAAAGCUCUACAAACAAGAUUCAAAACGUCACACGUAUCUUGCAAAAACUAACACUUCAUUCAAAACUAUAUUAACUCUUCUAAAAGUGCUAUUUUUGUGGUAACUCGACACAAACAAGAUUAGCCACAUACACGCCAAACUACACGCAUAUGUGAAAAAUGUAAAACACAACUCUCUUGUGCCUUUUGCUUGUUCAGAGUGCAGAAAAGUGCACAUAGCACUCGCGUGUACAUAUGGACAAAUGCACUGUAUAUACAGUAUGUAUGCACAACCGAUUAAUUUUACACAAUUAUGGAACUGAACUAAAUCAAUACUGAAGUGACUUAAGCUGAAUAAUGACACUAUUGGCU